Molecule: messenger RNA, 3222 nt
Organism: Prorocentrum cordatum
Lineage: Eukaryota; Dinophyceae; Prorocentrales; Prorocentraceae
Source: the annotation of a GenBank genome assembly
AUGGGGAAGAAGACAGUACAGGCUGGCACGACGACGAAUCGCCAGCAGCCGAGGCAGCCGCGGCGCCCGAAAGUCCUGAAGCUGGGAUCUGAUUUCUCAGGCUUGGAGACGGCGUCCGUGGCCAUGGGGCGCAUGGGUAUCAAUCAUUCUCUCGAGUUCGUCGGCGAGUCGGAUUCGGCGUGCAUGUCGAUCAUCAAAAAGAAGUGCCAGCCGGCGCACACGUUCUCUGACAUAUUGGAGCGUACGGAGGAGGAAGAGACAUACGUCGACGUGUAUGUGUGGACCCCGCCUUACCAAGACUUCGCUUCGGGCGGCAAGCAGAAGGGAGUCAAGGGCCCGCGCAAGACAGGGAAUCUGAUCAAAAAGUCCAUACAGUACAUCAAGAGGAAUAAGCCCCGCGUGACCAUCUUCGAGAAAGUCCCGGCCCUCACAAACAAGAAGUUUAUCCGCAUCCUGAAGGGCAUUGAAGAAGCGCAGAAGACGCUUGGAUACGUCGUACACGUGAAUAAGCUGAACAGCAAGGACUUCGGAGUUCCCCAGACGAGGGAGCGCGUCUUCCUUGUCGGCGUGCGGCAAGACAGCGUGAUGCAUCCGUUCACGUGGCCACAGAAGCAGGCGACGCCUCCAGUGACUUCCAUCCUGGAGCCCAAGCGCGCCACCACCGACGUGGCAGGUCGGCCCCCCAGCAGCGAGCGCAGCCGGGGCAUGUGCAAGGACGCUUACAAGAAAACAUACGAGAAGAAGGUGGACCCGCGCCUGACCCCAGUGUUGGUCGACAUCGACUGUUCCAAGAAGUUCGCCACGCACGGGAUCAACAUCGCCAGGGCGCUCACCAAAACCCGUGGCCAGGACGGGGGUCCGCGGGUCUCCAGCCGCGGGCGGCGGGCGACGCUGCAUGCGAUGAUGCGGCUUCAAGGUUUCGCCAAGGGGGACAUUCCACAGGCUGAGCUCGACUUGUCCGACCGCCAGAUCGUGCAUACCAUGGGCGCCAUUUUGUCUGAGGCGCUCUACAGCGCUGGGCUCACGAAGACGCGGGCUGUCAACUUCGACAAACACAGUCGGAACCCUAAUCACAAAGCAGCUGCUGCGGCUUAUGCGCGGAAGAGGGAUCGGCAUGAGUUGGCUGCAUCGGCCUCUUCUGCUGAGCCAGGCGAGCUUCAAUGCCCCAGCGAGUCUGAUUUCCUGGACGUCGUCAAGCUCGUAACCAAGGGGUGCGGCCUACUGACAACAAAGAACCGUAUAAUGUUGUGGUGCAUCCAGAGUGCCCUGAAGCAGCGCGACAUCAACAUCAUCAAAUCAAUCUUGACCCCAGGGCUCCGCUUCGUCAUCAGAGACAAAGCGCAUUCAGCCAGGAGGGUCGUGAGCAGGCCGUGGGCCGCUGACCCUUACAUCAAGGAGACAGCCAUGAUCUUCGCUCGCGGCCGAGGCUCCAUAGCACGCAUGAUUCAGAACAGCCCGCACAUCCGACAAGUGUUCGUGAACUACACGAAGAUGUGCCGGAACAAGGCCAUAAACGCCAGCAUGGCAAAAGCGUGGCUCAAGUCUGUCAACACAGAGCGGUGCUUGAUGUUGGCGAUGAUGGCCGGCGCAAGUGACCAGGCAAUGCAACUCACUCGGAUUUUAGAUGACGAGUCGGCCAAUCCAGCCAUUCUCAAUCGCGAGGUGUUGGCGUUCAACUUGUCUAUCACUGGCUUAUUUGGCAGUUCGUGCGGAUGUUUGUCUGUGUUUGGCUACACGACCAUGAUGCUGAAGCUGCUGAAGAUUCCGAUUGCGUGGCAAGUUUAUGGGGCGAGUUAUCACAUCGGGGACGAGGCCGGUGUCUCGGUGGAUAUCAUAGACAAGUGCAUCGCCAGGAUGCGCUCCUACAUCGUUCUGGCGCGAGCGGCUCUGAAGGCCGAGUUUCCAACUUUCGAACUGGCCCAGGACAACUGGGCGAUCAACGCUUCCCCGUCAUCAUCUAACAACGAGGAUGCGUGGCGCUCUGCGUUGAGCAGAAAAGGCGCUCGCCACCUCACGGCCAGCCACCCGUCCGACGUGCUGGGCCGUGCUCUUGUCGCCUUCAUCGCCUAUGGCUUGAGCUCGUCUGGAGUGGAACAGAAAUUCAGUCAAGCCGCGCUGAAGCCCACUGACCGCAUGGGCAAAGCCACGGCGGAUCACGAGGAAGGCUUCCUCAAGGUGGCUAUGGAUUUCCCUGAAUCCGACCAGCCAGAGAUCAUCAGGAUGGCACAGCGAGCGUGGCGCAUGUCGUUCGGCCCGCCCAGGGCGUCGCCCCUGCCCCCUCGGAUCGACACGGGCGUGAAGCGCAGCGCGGGCCCCGCUGAUUUCACGGAGGCGGGCUUCAUCGCGAAGCGGCGGAGGGCCGCCCGGGGCGCAGCCGCGUCUGUGCUGGGCGCCGAGAGGGCGCUGGCAAUCCAGAACGAUCUAGUCGGCUUCCGAGCCGGCGCUGCAUGGGGGGGGACCCGCGAGAAGGAGCUGUCAUUUCUCAACAACAAGUUGCGGGACAAGUCCUUGGCAGCAAUUCACGAGAACGGCCUCCUCCAACAUGAGUCCAGCCCGGCUCUUCGCGCCGAUGCAGCUCAGAAGGCAGCGAAGCAGAUCGCUGACCUGAAGGCGCGCCAGCGCAGGCAGGCACGCGACGCGGAGUUCUUACGCGGUGCCAGUCGAGCAGAGAUGACGGCAGCGAUCAGGGGCAAAACUGUCUAUGUGUACGACAGUUGCCGAGGGAGGGCAGGUCUGGAGCGUGCGCUCAGGGAGGCAUGCCUGAGGAUCAAACGAUCUUUCGAGGCUGAUGUGUUUGUUGUUCCCAAGCCAGGAGCAGCUCAACCGUUCAUCACAUGUGCGUCUGCAGUGAGGGGCGGUUUCCAGGUGUCGCCUGGAUUCCUGAUUUCGGGGCGCGGCCCAGCUUUGAAGUGCAUGCAAGUGUGCCACCUAAAGAAGACAUUAUACAUGUCGCCGGGCAGCAAUACCAAGUACUGCGCGUUCCUGGAACUACUUUUCUCCAGGAUUCCCCAGUGCAAGUGGAAAAUUGAUGGGGUUAGUAGCUGGGCCACCUUGGAGGCAGCGUUCACAGGCGCUAAGAAGAGCGCUCUUUUGGCGUUAGUGUUGCCUGAUGAGUUGCGCCAAGAUGCGUACAAGGACUGUAAGAAUUCAUUUGCAUUCGGGGGUUUGGCCCAGAAGCUUGCGUCCGUGGACGCUGCGCGCUCUUGCUCGGGCAUGCAGUGA